Messenger RNA from Hirsutella rhossiliensis, 828 nucleotides. RefSeq names its product transposase-like protein. Lineage: Eukaryota; Fungi; Ascomycota; Sordariomycetes; Hypocreales; Ophiocordycipitaceae. The transcript is spliced from 3 exons. The coding region runs from base 1 to 828 and encodes 275 amino acids. The record is from RefSeq and is a predicted model, not a curated record.
AUGAUUAGAAGAGCGCUCGAGCUUCGGAGUGCUAUUGAGCUCUAUCAGUCGCGUUGGCAGAAGCUCAGGAAUGAUGUGGAUCGACGUGACAUCACCAAGGACUUCCUGAACGCUACCGACUGGGUCGAGCUGCAACGGUUUUUUGACUUUCUGAAGCCCUUUCACAUCUUGACCCAGACGAUGGAAGGCAACGCCAGUAAGGACGGAGCAGAGGGCGGCCAUGGAGCCGUGUGGGAGACGCUGAAGACGAUGGACUAUCUCUUCAUCAAGUUCAAGCAAGCCGCGGAGUUGACCCGACACGAGGAUGCCUCUCACUUCAAAUCAGGAAUCGACUGUGGUUGGGCGGAACUGGAGGACUACUACCUCAAGACAGAUCGGUCCCCUGUGUAUCGUGCGGCGCUUGCGCUUCACCCUUCCUACGGGUACGAUUACUUUGAGCGGCACUGGUCGGAGGGAAUGGACAAACCGGAAUGGUACAGCGAAAUGAAAAGGGCGGUUAGUGACCUUUUCGAGGAAUAUCGGCAGCAGGCAGAGGUCGAGAUACAGGCGCAGACAGGGCUUUUGGACGACGAAUCCGACAAUGACUACAGCUCUUUCGGCAAGAGAUCAGUCACUUCUCUCAAUGUGCGGCGGAGAAGAGCCAGAACCGUGACCGAGCUCGAUCUAUUCCAAACUCGGCCAAUUUAUGUACAGGAUCUCGACGUCGCCGACCCGCUCGAAUGCCAGACCAAGAGACUGAUCACAGACGAGCGCAACAAUCUGUCAGAGGACACUGUGGAGGCAGAUCAGCUUCAAAAGCAAUGGUUAUCCAGAGGCCUCGUAGAGUAG